Nelumbo nucifera (sacred lotus) is the source of this 918-nucleotide messenger RNA. RefSeq lists its product as uncharacterized. Lineage: Eukaryota; Viridiplantae; Streptophyta; Magnoliopsida; Proteales; Nelumbonaceae. The record is from RefSeq and is a predicted model, not a curated record.
ACAAAAAGAUUCUUGACACUUGUGUCGGUUGAGAACCUCCAAAGAAGAUCAUUUCUCACCGACGGACGCGUCUUUCUCGUUCCCGUCUACAAAUUCCGAAAGACAAGAAGGAGAAGGAGAAGGAGGGUAGCGAGUUAGAGAGUUAGAACAAGUAACAGAUGGGAAACUGCGUGUUUGGAGGGAAUAAUGGAGGCGUAAAUGAUCAGGUGAUCAAAGUGGUAACGUCCAACGGUGGGAUCAUGGAGCUACGUGCACCCAUCACCGUAGAAUGUAUUACCAAUGAGUUCCCCGGCCACGGCAUUUUCCGAAGCCGCGAUCUCUUCUCUCAACCACUUCUCCACAACCAAGAGCUUCGCUCCGGAGAACUAUACUACCUUCUACCACUCACCGCCGGGAGAGGAGCCCGAAUCACCAGAGACGGCGACAUCAGGCCAAACGGCAUUUCGUCGUCGUCUCUGGUGACUCCCUACCGGAUGUCGUUCGACAACCAAGGGAUAUUAAAGCGAUCGGAAAGCGAGGUAGUGUUUCCGAGGUGUAGUAACACGGGAGUGUGGAAAGUAAAGUUGGUUAUAAGCCGGGAACAGUUAAUGGAGAUACUGUCGCAAGAAGCACGCACCGAGGCAUUGAUCGAGAGUGUGAGAACAGUGGCGAAAUGCGGAAAUGGGGUCUCGUCUGUGGCAAAUUCAGAUCAGUGGAGCCUCUCCAGUAGCUGGAAAGCUUCCUCAGAGAAACAUGCAUAUGGGGGCCUGGAUUUUAGUUUUGAUUGAUGUAAAUUAACAUAAAAAAUACAACCCUCAUUUUAAUUUUCUUUCCUCUUCUGAUUUCCCUGUACAAUUUUAACUUGCUAAUUUUUGAAUGGCAUGAUUGAAUUAAUACAUGUGAAGUAGCAGUGUUUUGUUUGAUUUGUCUAGAAUUAGG